Messenger RNA from Strongylus vulgaris, 825 nucleotides. The record is from the annotation of a GenBank genome assembly. NCBI's taxonomy places the organism in Eukaryota, Metazoa, Nematoda, Chromadorea, Rhabditida, Strongylidae.
AUGUACAAAAGCUUUAAAGCCAUACGCGACAAAGAUGGGAAAAUACUCAAGGCAGCUCCAUUCCAAGGAUGGCUAAAGUCUGGCACUGUUGCUCGCGUUGAACCCAACAGGAAAUGGUUCGGUAACACACGAAUUGUGGGUCAGGAACAACUCCAGAAGUUCCAAGAAAAUUUGGGAAAAGUGAUGCGAGAUCCUUUUCAAGUUGUUAUGAAGCAGACGAAGCUUCCAAUAAGUCUUCUUCAAGAAAAAGCGAAGCAACAAAGAGUACACGUAACCGAUACCGAAUCCUUUGAAUAUACGUUUGGUAAAAAAUCGCUGAGAAAGCGACCAAAGCUCUCGUGCGCAUCAUUAGAGGACUUGUCUAAAUCAGUAGAGGAGCGCGUGGAUACCUAUGAUUCAACGAAAGAUCGCGAUCUAACAGUGGACGAACGAAAUCUUGAGCGAGUGGAGAAUCCUAAUCCAUUGUUCAAAGCAGGACAGAGUAAUCGUGUUUGGGGAGAACUAUACAAGGUUUUGGACUCCUCAGACGUCGUAGUGCAAGUUAUCGAUGCUCGUGACCCACAGGGCACACGAUGUCGCCAUGUGGAGGAGUUUCUGCGCAAGGAAAAACCUCACAAACAUUUGGUUACUGUUAUAAAUAAAGUGGAUUUGGUCCCCACAUGGGUUACGCGAAAAUGGAUUAGCGUGUUGUCGAAAGAAAUGCCAACUAUAGCUUUCCAUGCCUCUAUUCAGCAUUCAUUUGGAAAAGGAGCUGUGAUCAACAUUUUACGUCAAUUUGCAGCACUACAUAAAGAUAGGCAACAGGUAGGUCUUUGUCAGUGUUAA